Hibiscus syriacus is the source of this 339-nucleotide messenger RNA. RefSeq lists its product as uncharacterized. Bases 1 to 339 code for a protein of 112 amino acids. The record is from RefSeq and is a predicted model, not a curated record. The transcript has 2 exons. Lineage: Eukaryota; Viridiplantae; Streptophyta; Magnoliopsida; Malvales; Malvaceae.
AUGCCUUUUGCUUCUAUAUUGAUCACGUUUAUAAUAGCUCUUGGUCUAUUGCUAAUUGGUGUUAAGCUCAACGAAAGACAUGACGACGCGGUUGUGAGAGACGGCGUCUACAACUGUUAUGUCAUCAAACCUGGAGUGUUUGCCGCCGGAGCCAUUUUGGCCGCUUUAAAUGUUCUUAUCGGAGUCUUAUAUUAUGAAACCCUCAACUCUAAAGGGAAGGAUGCCAGCAAUGUACUGAGUCCGAAACAAGGUGGCAUAACCCUGGCACAGCCUCAGCUUCCCGUAGAGAAUCCGGGGUUCGUGCAUGGAGAUGCCCAUAAAAAGCACCAAAUCGGUUGA